CUUUCUUUCUUUCUUUCAGUCACAGAAAUUUGCAGUAAACAACACUCCCUUAAAAUUCCCACCUUCUCAUAUUCUCUCUCUUUCUUUUGUUUAACUUCCAAAAACGAACUCUUCUUCUUCUUCUUCUCUCCUCUCUUUCAAGCAAUCAAAAAUCUUGAUUUUCUCUCUCCUCAAAAUCUUGAUUUUCCUUAAUUAUUACUCAUACCCUUCACUAAACAAGUAACAAUAAUCAAAACCCAUAAACAUCUUUUAAUCAUCAAUAAUCAAUAAUCAUUUUCCAGUGAUGUUAUAUAGUUUUGUAGUAACUCGGAAAUUAUAACACAGUAAAAAUGACACUUUUAUUCCGAUCUCGGUCGAGUCGACUCGGUUGUGACUCGGUUAACUCGGUUCUGAGUUCUGAUGAAGAAACAGAAGAAGAAGAAGAUGAAGAAAAAGAAAGUUUUGAAGAAGAAAUUGAAGAAUAUGAUCCAAUUUCAACACCAUUUAUAAGCCCAGGAUAUGAGAAAAAUAGGAGAGAGAAUGGUGGAAAUGGGCAGUUUCCAAUAUUGACAUUUAUGGCUUCAGCACUAAGAAAAUCAUUGCUUGUAACAUGUAGUGUGGAGAGAGAAGAUGUUUCAUCGUUGGAAAUUAGUUGCCCAACAAAUGUUAGACAUGUUUCUCAUGUUACAUUUGAUCGUUUUAAAGGAUUUCUGGGUUUACCUGAUGAAUUUCAACCUGAUUUUCUUAAAAGGGUUCCUAGUGCAAGUGCAAGCGUGUUUGGUGUUUCUCCUCAGUCAAUGCAGUGUUCUAUUGAUGAGAGAGGAAAUAGUGUGCCCACUAUACUACUUAUGAUGCAAAAGCGCUUGUAUGCGGAAGGAGGCCUUCAAGCAGAAGGAAUAUUUCGGAUCAAUGCUGAAAAUAGCAAGGAAGAGUUUGUUCGGAGUCGAUUGAACAAAGGGAUUGUUCCACACGGAAUUGAUGUUCAUUCUUUAGCAGGACUGAUUAAGGCCUGGUUUAGAGAAUUACCGAAAGGAGUGCUUGAUUGUCUUACACCAGAACAAGUGAUGCAUUGCAAUACAGAAGAUCAGUGCAUGCAACUUGUAAAACUGCUUCCGCAAAUGGAAGCUGCACUUCUUGACUGGGCUAUCAAUUUGAUGGCAGAUGUUGUGCAGAAUGAACUUCAUAACAAGAUGAAUGCACGGAAUAUUGCCAUGGUCUUUGCCCCAAACAUGACUCAGAUGGCUGAUCCAUUGACAGCGUUGAUCCACGCUGUACAAGUGAUGAAUUUCCUCAAAACUUUGAUUGUGAGAACCCUGCAGUUAAGAGAAAAAUCUGCAGCAAAAACAAGUGAGUUGUCAUCAGGUUCUGACUCUUCAAACACUGCUACCAACAUUCCUCACAAGUCUAUUUCAAUUGGAGAAUUGAUUUUUGAGAAGCAGCAACAUACAAUCACCAGCACCGAUGAUCAGCGUCACAGCAAAAAGUUUCUAAGAAGUGGCACAUUAGACCGACUAGAAUUCAGUCCCGAAAAGAAACAUCGAAAAUCUCAGAAGAAAAGCAAUGAUGAAUUAAAAAGCAUAUAUGGCUCCAUUUCGGGUGAUGGUUCUCCUGUUACGUCUGUGGCUGCCGAGUCAUUAGAUGAAGACAGAGACGGGGAAGGGAUCUUGGAGAGGUUAAAUCUCAGAAAAGGGGUGAAAAAACUUUGCAGGCAUCCUGUUUUCCAGUUGAGUAAACCUACCAAGAAAACAGCUGAGCUUGAGAUUGUAAAUAGUAGAUGAGAUAAUAAUCACUGCUCAAUUAGAGUAACCAUUCACCAUCAUAUGUUACUCUUAGCAUUCUUUUAUUUUUUGUGCUUUCUCUAGAUUUAUAGUAAGUUGCUGUGUGAGGAUGUUAAUGUAGAUUUAACCCAGGGUUGUUAGGUGAAUUUUAGUUAGUACUACUGUUUUUGUGACCUGAGAUAUUGCUUUAGUUAUAUGAUUUCACUAUAUGUAAUAGCUUUGUCUUUAUUACACCAUUAUAUUUUCAA
Molecule: messenger RNA, 2005 nt
Organism: Beta vulgaris subsp. vulgaris (sugar beet)
Lineage: Eukaryota; Viridiplantae; Streptophyta; Magnoliopsida; Caryophyllales; Amaranthaceae
Product: rho GTPase-activating protein 3
Exons: 5
Coding region: 330-1757 (475 amino acids)
Biological process (GO): signal transduction
Molecular function (GO): GTPase activator activity
Source: RefSeq, a predicted model, not a curated record